CGCCUGCUCGUCCGGCUGUUGGUUGAGCGGCUAAUGCUAAUCGAACGCCGCACUGUAUAGCAACACAUGGCAUCUCUGCUCCCUAUUACGAUAAAGAGCCAGUCGGCGGCCGCCGGCUCCGCUGCUCUGCGAGGGAAGAAACGUCCCGGUGUUACUGGUUGUCCGGCGGGGUUUGCCGCUCAAACGCCCAGCGGGGGCACCAAGAAGAAGAAAGCUCCGCUAACGAUGACACAACUUACACAAAAUCAGAUGUCAACGGUAGAAGUUGUCACUGAGAUGAAGGCGGUUGGACUGGUGGAGAGCACUCCGAUAACAAGCAUCAGCACCAGCACAGAAUGCAUUUCCAAGCCACCGCCGUUCAAAGACCCCUCAUUUAUGCACUCUGGGAUCGGCGGAGCAGCAGCAGGCAAAAAGAACAGAACCUGGAAGAAUCUCAAACAAAUUCUGGUUUUGGAACGGACUUUACCCUGGAAGCUCGACGACCCAAACUACUACAACAUUGAUGCUCCCCCCUCUCUGAAACCAUCCAAAAAAUACUCAGACAUCUCUGGACUCCCUGCAAACUACACAGACCCGCAGACCAAACUACGCUUCACAUCCACAGAGGAGUUCUCCUACAUCCGCCUCCUCCCCACUGAUGUUGUGACAGGCUACCUGGCCCUGCGGAAGGCAACCUGCAUCGUACCUUGAUAGCCAAGUCCCAAGUACAAAUUGGACAGCUUUGGAAAUUGCAAGCCGGCUGGAAAACCUUUGAACAGUGACGUGAUAAAGGAAGGAAGUGUUUUAUCUUUUUCUUUCUUUCUUUUUAGCAAAGUUUCCUGUGUUUACCUGGUGUAAGGGGGCUUAAUCAUUGUGGUUAAGUUUGUUGCAAUGCAAUGCAAUGUGCCCACUGGUGGAUCAGUUCAACGGGCUGAAAUUGGUUUAAAUAUGAAUGUUUUCUAUGAAAACAUGGAAGUGUAAUUAAACCCCUGCUGUGAUUUGUACACGUUUCACGGAGUUCACAUCCAUGCAUGUUAUGCAAAUAAAGCCCUCAGCCUCUUUA
Molecule: messenger RNA, 1042 nt
Organism: Phycodurus eques (leafy seadragon)
Lineage: Eukaryota; Metazoa; Chordata; Actinopteri; Syngnathiformes; Syngnathidae
Gene: ino80c
Product: INO80 complex subunit C
Exons: 5
Coding region: 67-690 (207 amino acids)
Biological process (GO): chromatin remodeling
Cellular component (GO): Ino80 complex
Source: RefSeq, a predicted model, not a curated record